Salvia splendens (bonfire salvia) is the source of this 933-nucleotide messenger RNA. Its product is annotated as monothiol glutaredoxin-S15, mitochondrial. Gene Ontology annotation, cellular component: mitochondrial matrix. The coding region runs from base 161 to 652 and encodes 163 amino acids. The record is from RefSeq and is a predicted model, not a curated record. NCBI's taxonomy places the organism in Eukaryota, Viridiplantae, Streptophyta, Magnoliopsida, Lamiales, Lamiaceae. The transcript is spliced from 7 exons.
CGAUUUCUGAAAAAUAAUAUUAUUAAAUAAUUACAAUUUCCAAAUACAGUAACGUAGUAGUAGAGAUAUCGCAGUCGCCCCCGCGCCUCUCGCUCUUUUCUUUCCGUUGGCUUGGCAGCUUGUAAAACCCUAAUUCCAUCCCAAAAGUAGUUCUGGGAGAAUGGCGAGAUCUUUAGCUAGUAUUCUAUACAAAGGCAUUGCUGCAGUUCCAGCUGCUUCAACUGUAUCAGGAUCCUUCUAUCAGCGCAUAAAUCGUUUUUCCACUUCUGUGCCCAGUGAUUCUGAUACACAUGAAGACUUCAGACCCACGACUAAAGUUACUUCUGAUAACUCCUUGAAGGACAUUGUUGAGCAGGAUAUCAAAGAAAACCCUGUGAUGAUAUACAUGAAAGGGGUGCCAGAACUCCCUCGGUGUGGAUUCAGUGCACUAGCAGUGAGGGUUUUAAGAGAAUAUAAUGUUCCUCUAGGUUCAAGGAAUAUAUUAGAAGACCUCGAGCUAAAGAAUGCUGUAAAAUCCUUCAGCCACUGGCCAACAUUCCCUCAGAUAUUCAUCAAUGGGGAGUUUGUUGGAGGAUCUGAUAUCAUUCUUAACAUGCAUCAGGCUGGUGAAUUGAAGGAAAAACUGAAAGCUGAUACAGAAAAACAGCAAUAAAAACAGAUUUAUACACAGUUGUUGGCCGACGGGGUGAUCCUUUCCCUUUAUCUCAGAUUAUAUUUGCUGCUCUGGACAUGGCAAAUAAUGAAACUAGAUAUUCUUGGCAUUUUCCAAUAAUGUAAUUGGUUUUCUUUUCUUGCCUUGUUUUUGAACUCUAAAUUAUCUUUUCGUCGACGGAAAAUAGUCUCAUUUUUCUAUUUUGGUACGUCUACCAUAAGUAGUCUGUUUAUUUAUUGAAACUAUCUCACGAUAUACUAGUAUCCUUGUACAUCGACUUA